AAAUAUACAUUUUUUGACUUUACUUUUAUCACGUGAUUCUGACUCAUAUUCAAAAAAAUUUCUACAAACGACUCUUGUGAACCAUUGUAGUUUCGCAUCAGGUUUAUCAUAUUCAUUGCAUCUAAAUCGCAAAUCAUCCAGUGCGUGUGUUAACCUUUGCAGUUAGCAGUAAUUUUUUUUAAAAGUAUAUAAUUUGUUUAUCGUAUGUCCAUCCAGAAUCUCAACACUUUUGACCCCUUUGCUGACGCAAAUAAGGGUUCCGAUGAUGACGUUCAAGACGGUCUUGUUCAUAUAAGAAUUCAGCAACGAAAUGGUCGUAAAACAUUAACUACAGUACAAGGACUUUCAUCGGAUUAUGACUUGAAGAAAAUUGUUCGAGCAUGUAAAAAGGAAUUUGCCUGCAAUGGCACUGUAAUUGAGCAUCCAGAAUACGGUGAAGUGUUACAACUUCAAGGUGAUCAACGUGAAAACAUUUGCCAGUGGCUGACGAAGUCGGGCCUUGCCAAGCCCGACCAGCUAAAAGUCCAUGGUUUCUAAUGCUCUUUUAAAAAAUACCUAAAUAACCAAAAUAUAAGUAAACUUCUUCAUCGUCAUCGGGAAUCGACAAAGAAUACUAAAUUUGUUGUAUUAAUUGUUCGAAUAUCCAUUAUUUAUACAAAAAAAAUAAUUAAAUUAACUGUACGUUCAAUUUAGCUACCAAUAUACAUCAAAUAAUAAGCGAUUAAACUUAAACAACACAUAUUUAAUUAUAGCCCAAUUUUUAUUGAUUUUGUUUAUUUAUUUAUUUUUUUUUGUAACUCGUAAUCUACAGUCAAUCCACCACAAUCAAAGGCUUGAUAGCUAGAAAUGUUAAUAAAAUCAAGAUAAUAUGUAUCUAGGAGCCUUUGAUAUAUUUAGAGAAAUUUUUAGUGUGAUUUUAAAAUAACUAUUCCGUUAACAAUAAUAAUAAUUAUUUAUCAAAAACAACGGUUAUUCUAUGUAUACCUGUAACACAUUUAUCUCGAAAAUUUAGUUUCUUCAUUUUUGUCAUUAUAUCCAUCAUAAUUGUUAUUUUUUAAGUAGUAUUUUUUUGUAAUUUUUUAAUUUUUUUGAUUUUGGUUUCUUAAAUAAUUAUGUAACAAAUAAAUUGUUGUUUUAAAUUUGUACACAUUAUAUUAAAUAACUUCAUUUUAUAUGACCUGCCAUUUUCAAUAAAUAAAGCUCAUGAAAUUUUCAA
Messenger RNA from Chrysoperla carnea, 1216 nucleotides. RefSeq names its product eukaryotic translation initiation factor eIF1 (gene eIF1). Gene Ontology annotation, cellular component: eukaryotic 43S preinitiation complex. The record is from RefSeq and is a predicted model, not a curated record. The coding region runs from base 205 to 537 and encodes 110 amino acids. NCBI's taxonomy places the organism in Eukaryota, Metazoa, Arthropoda, Insecta, Neuroptera, Chrysopidae. Gene Ontology annotation, molecular function: ribosomal small subunit binding; RNA binding; translation initiation factor activity. The transcript has 3 exons. Gene Ontology annotation, biological process: translational initiation.